Molecule: messenger RNA, 516 nt
Organism: Odocoileus virginianus texanus
Lineage: Eukaryota; Metazoa; Chordata; Mammalia; Artiodactyla; Cervidae
Source: RefSeq, a predicted model, not a curated record
AGCUCCUCAGACCGGGAGUCCAUCCUGACCAUCCUCCAGCUUCUUGGAGAUCUGCUUUCUGUUGGUACAGACCGGAGGAUCCGCUACAUGAUCAGCAAGGGUGGGAGUGAAGCUCUUCUGCGGACCCUGGUGGAAACAGCCAGGACGGCUUCUCCGGACUAUGUCAUCCUCCUGCCGCUCUUCCGGCUGCUGGCCAAAGUUGGCCUCCGAGAUAAAAAGUUUGGACAGAAGGCCCUGGAAUUGGAAGCACUUGAUGUGACAUUGAUUCUGGCCAGGAAAAACCUGUGCCACAGCCAGAACCUCCUCCACUGUCUCUGGGCUCUGCGUGUCUUUGCCUCGAGUGUCACCACAGGAGCCAUGCUGGGGAUUAAUGGAGCGAUGGAACUGCUUCUUAAGGUCAUCACCCCUUACACCCAGAAGCACACCCGAGUGAUCAGUGUGUCCCCUGGGCCCUGAGCAUUUCAAGAAGUUUGCAGUGAACUGCGGUACUCACCCCGCCUCCAAGGCUCACCUCCU